This is a messenger RNA of Hypanus sabinus (Atlantic stingray), 1844 nucleotides long. RefSeq names its product homeobox A10b (gene hoxa10b). The record is from RefSeq and is a predicted model, not a curated record. Gene Ontology annotation, biological process: regulation of transcription by RNA polymerase II. The transcript is spliced from 2 exons. Gene Ontology annotation, cellular component: nucleus. NCBI's taxonomy places the organism in Eukaryota, Metazoa, Chordata, Chondrichthyes, Myliobatiformes, Dasyatidae. The coding region runs from base 52 to 1083 and encodes 343 amino acids. Gene Ontology annotation, molecular function: RNA polymerase II cis-regulatory region sequence-specific DNA binding; DNA-binding transcription factor activity, RNA polymerase II-specific.
AUGUCAGCCUGAACUGGAUAUCUUCUGCUUUCGCCAAAUUACCCCACAACAAUGUCAUGCUCAGACAGCCCGGCUGCAAACUCCUUUUUAGUAGAUUCUCUGAUCAGCGUGGGCCGUGGCGGAGAAGGAACCUAUUAUCCCAACAACAGCGUAUACCUGCCGCCUGGUUCUGAUCUAUCAUACGGCAUCCAGAACUGUGGACUUUUCCCAUCUCUGAGCAAACGCAGUGAGAACAACUCUCAGAGUAUGGUCCUGACUUCUCAUCCCUACAUGAGCGGGAUGGAAGUCUGGUCAGAUCCUCCUAGAUCUUGUCGCAUGGAUCAACCUGCAACCCAGCAAGCAGCAUGUUCCUUCCCCCAGAAUAUCAAAGAAGAAAAUGCCUAUUGCUUAUAUGAUUCUGAGAAAUGUCCAAAAAGCGCGGCAGCAACAGAUCUUUCCACGUUUCCAAGGCUAACGUCAGAGUCGUGCUCCACUAGUGACACUACUACUAACGGCGGGGUUCCUGUGCCCGGCUAUUUCCGUCUGUCCCAAGCCUACCCGGCAUCCAAACAGACACUCUAUAACAACACUGGGCAGGUUGGGGCCUCUCCGUUCGUGCCUCAGUCCCAGAUCCGUUUUGGAACACCCCCUUCUUCAGCUUCGACCCCGAGUGAGUUGGGGAGGAAAGGGAGCGAAGGGACAUCCCCCGGCCAUUUAACUUGCGGUUCCGAAAGGGAAGAGGCAGAAGCUCCAGCUUCGUCAGCCAACGAAGAGUCUUCUCCAGUCCCCUCAGAGAGCAGCAAAAACUCUCCUGAAAAAGAAACAAAAGGGGAAGUGAAAGCUGAAAAUGGGGCUAACUGGCUGACUGCAAAGAGUGGCAGGAAAAAACGAUGCCCUUACACCAAACAUCAGACCCUGGAGCUGGAGAAAGAGUUUCUUUUCAACAUGUACCUGACUCGAGAGCGUCGCCUAGAGAUUAGCCGCAGUGUCCACCUGACUGACAGACAGGUCAAAAUCUGGUUUCAAAAUCGCAGAAUGAAACUCAAGAAAAUGAACCGUGAGAACAGGAUUCGGGAGCUCACAGCAAACUUCAGCUUUUCAUGAUAAACACAGACACUGGUUUGAAUAUUUUAGCCGGAGACACCGGGAAGUUGUGCUAGUGUUACUAAAAGACUACAACCUUUUCCACUUACCUCUGACGUCUCAGCCUUGUGCUGAUUGUAGAUAAAUACGUUUUAUGUGUUUUGUUUUUAUUUGUGGAGCUAGUCUGUCUCUGUAUCUAUAAUAAUAAGUGUGGCCAUCGAUGAGUAAGGCAUGCACAGAAGUUAUCGUCCUAUAUGACGAUUUUCCAAACAACUGAAGAGGAAUAGGGUUGGGAGGGGGUGGGGUGGGGAAGAAGGAUGAUGAACAUGUCAACAAACAUUUAAUUGUGCUAGUUACCAAUUAUCAGCUAAGUAAAUCGAACAUUGUAAUAUUUAAAUACAUUUAUGCUGUUAAAAUAGUUCCAGGAUAAUGUUACUACCAUAUACCGAUAUGUCGAUAAAAGUUAAAUGUGAAUAUACUGUAAAAGUGUGUUGUUACAUAAAUAUAUCACAUGCCAUGAACGGAAGCACCAUUGCACAUUUAAAUGUGAAACAUUGUUGCAAACAUAAUGAAGUAGAAUGUGGGACCUUUUAUUCCGUGCCGCUGAUUCCCUUUUAAAAAGAAAAUAAAAUCAACUAGAAUUAAUUCAUUUUUGAUUUUGAAAAAAAAAGAAAUAUUCUUACUGGAAAACUCAGAAAAUGCUUGAUCCUAUUGCCGCUGCACUGUGUACGUUAGCAAAAUCUUGUGUUCCCUGGAAGAUGAAUAAAACGUAUUUCGUCGGA